Messenger RNA from Phoenix dactylifera (date palm), 1509 nucleotides. RefSeq lists its product as uncharacterized. NCBI's taxonomy places the organism in Eukaryota, Viridiplantae, Streptophyta, Magnoliopsida, Arecales, Arecaceae. The record is from RefSeq and is a predicted model, not a curated record. Gene Ontology annotation, cellular component: membrane.
CGCCACCAUUUUCCAUAUCAGCAAAUAUACUAAAGAAAUCCAAUAGUGAAGAAGGAACAAAAAAAAAACCCUGCCCUAAAAGAGGGAGAACGCCACCAGCGCCACCACCAACUCUUCUACCCCCUCUCUCUUUGGGAGAGAAACCAAGCGAGCAGAGAAUAGAGAAGACGGUAGAGAGAGAGGGAUAUGGGGGAGGCGAACGAGCUGGGGGAGGAGGCGGCGCGGCUGGCGGAGCAGGCGAGGGAGCUGCAGGACGCGGCUGCUGCGCUCCUCUCCAAGACCUGGAACGAGGAGCAGGCCCUCCGGCUGCGGGCCCUGGCGCUCGAGUCCGAACUCAAGCGCCUGCGAUCAUCCGUCGACUCCGCCGCCAAGAAGAACCCCGCCGCUCUCGAUCAAAAGAUCGCCGGCAAGAUCGAUGAAGAAUUAUGCAGGGCGAGAUGCCUCGUCAGUGAUGGCGAUGUGUCAUCGCUUCUCCCAAGCAAGGAUCAUGGUCGGUUCUUGAAGAUGUUUCUUGGCCCCGUGAAUGUCAGGGCAACGAGGAAAGAGGUUCAGCUCAAAGUGAAAGAGGAGUACAACAGCUAUAGAGACAGAACGGCCUUUUUAUUUCUUCUUUUUCCAUGCACUCUACUUUUUUUAAGGUCUUAUAUCUGGGAUGAAUGCUUGCCAGCAUUGCCUGUUCAGUUGUAUCAGGCUUGGCUGUUAUUUCUCUACACAAGUCUAGCAUUGCGAGAAAAUGUAUUGAGAGUAAAUGGAAGUGAUAUUCGUCCUUGGUGGAUAUUCCAUCACUACUGUGCUAUGUUAAUGGCUCUUGUAAGUCUCACAUGGGAGAUAAAGGGGCAACCUGACUGUGCCAACAAGCAGAAAGGGGUACAACUAUUUCUGGUAUGGGCUAUGAUGCAAGGUGUUGCAAUGCUUCUACAAAACAGGUAUCAGCGUCAAAGACUGUAUACUCGCAUUGCUCUGGGAAAGGCUAAAAGGAUGGAUGUUGUGUGGGGAGAAACUGCUGGUGUGGAAGGUCAACUAUUGCUGUUAUGCCCCAUUCUCUUUAUCUUGCAGGGUUUUGAAGCAUAUGUUGGGAUCUUACUGCUUCGCACAGCUUUGGUUGGUGCUAUCCGUGAGUGGCAGGUCAUAGUUUGUGGGUCUUUGCUGGUUUUGAUGGCAGUGGGUAACUUUGCAAACACAGUACAAACCCUCAUGGCAAAAUCCAGAUUCAAAGCAAAGAUGAGGAGAACCAAGAGCAAGCAUGAUUUUGAUGCAAAUGCAUCACCUCCCAACUCAUCGCCAACUUAUUGAAGAUCAUAGAACGUUUCUUAGCCAAGGAGCUCUUUUUUGAAGAAUAUGUUGUCUAAUGCUAAUUUGUCUUUGUAAAGCAUUAUUUUGUUCGCUAUAGCUUCUAUCCAAAUGUCAUCAAUAUUUUCAGUUGAUCUACCCGUGCAUGAUGAGGUUAGAGGGUGGUUUCCAAUGUGACCUUUAGUUGGUAAUAAAUUCUUUUUUCCCUUGUUAGUUGCA